Salpingoeca rosetta is the source of this 492-nucleotide messenger RNA. RefSeq lists its product as uncharacterized. The transcript is spliced from 2 exons. Lineage: Eukaryota; Choanoflagellata; Craspedida; Salpingoecidae. The record is from RefSeq and is a predicted model, not a curated record. Bases 1 to 492 code for a protein of 163 amino acids.
AUGGCGAGGAGCGUGCUGCGGCUUGGCCGGCAGUGCGCUGGACGCAGCGGAACAGCUGCGAGAUUGCCUGCAUAUUCCACUGCGCCGCCGUCAGCAGCAACAUCCACAACGCCAGCAUCAGCAGCAGCACAUGUUGCGCCGCUGGCGACAUGGAUGAGACACGUGGCAACGCAGGCACGGGCAAAGGAAGGAAAGGGCAAAGGAAAGGCAGUGAAGGGAAGGGAGCGAGGAGCACGAGCAGCAGGAAGAACGCCACGGCCAACGGCGUCGCACAAGCAUGACCGACGAGGAAGAGAUCGGGAACACGCCCGUAGCAAGAACGCAGCGCCUGUCCACCACUUUCCGGCAUUGUACAAGAAGGUGGUCAAGGGCUUCAACCAGACCUUCCGUGGCAACACGCACCUUGACAUGACGCUCGGCGCAGGCGGACGGCAGAAGUUCGAAGCGGUGACAAGGAACACGAGCGACGAAUUUUCUAGUCCCGAGGCCUAG